Messenger RNA from Priceomyces carsonii, 2181 nucleotides. RefSeq names its product exocyst subunit (gene EXO84). The record is from RefSeq and is a predicted model, not a curated record. The coding region runs from base 1 to 2181 and encodes 726 amino acids. The transcript has a single exon. NCBI's taxonomy places the organism in Eukaryota, Fungi, Ascomycota, Pichiomycetes, Serinales, Debaryomycetaceae.
AUGGCAUUAAGUACACGGGAGCAACACCGUAAGAGCAGAGCCCCAUGGCAAAGCUCUGGUCAUACUUCUAAGCUUAGCAAUCCGUAUUCUAGAGCCAAUGCAGUUAAUACUACUCAAGACAGUCUGGACACUUUACAAUUACCUCAUCAAACUGGAUCGAGAAAGAAUACGAGACGUUUAAGCAUACAUGCCUCAGCUGCUGCCCAAGCUCAUGGUCGUUCACUUCCACAAGGAGCACAGUUCGAUGCCAGUAAUCUUCCUCCAGUUCCAAAAUUUAACCAAAACGAUAACGGCAGCGCAGAUUCCUUACUUCUGGUGGAGAAAGAAAAAGGAAACGAAUUCGCUGAUAUAGAGAAGAAAAUUUUCAAGGAACUCUCGAAUGGUACCGCGACGGAGAUCGACGAUUACUAUAAGGUAUUGGUGAAGCAGAAGAGCCUUAUUACAAAAGAUAUAAAGACUAGCAUUAAUCAAAAUCAGCAAAACAUUAUUGAGCUAACAAAAGAACUCAGGGACACCCAAGAUGAAUUGGUCCACCUUCGUAUCUCGACCAAACAAUUAUAUGAAGUUUUGGACGAGUUCAAGGAGAGCGCGGAAAGGCGAAUGGAACUUGAAAUACCCAGGACUCCUCUGCAAUCAAAAUCGUCAAAAGCUAAAAGAAAGGAUCGCUCAUCGGUAAUGGUGCUUAAAAAGAUGUGGGCAACGGAAUUACAAUCUUUAUUCAAGCAUGUCGAGGGUGCAUCGAAGUUUGUUCAGCCAUUGCCGGGCAGACAUGUGUUAGCAGAAAGCGGAAGAUGGUAUGAAGUCAAUGUUGGAACAUGGAAGCCAGUGAAGGCGGCACAUUUAUUUAUAUUGAAUGAUUUGUUCUUGAUUGCAGUAAAAAAAGGUUCUCAGGAAGGCGGAAAUGAAAGUCGCUUACAAGCGAUUCAAUGCUUACCGCUAUCAGAAACAAAGUUGUCUGAUAUGACUUCUUCACAAGCCCAGAAAGAUGAAGGAAAAACUUACUUUAUUGGCAUUAAGUCCAAAGCACUUAGCUAUGUAUUUCAGACGGAUCGAUAUGAUCAUUUCUUGAAAAUCACGGAAGCGUAUAAUAAAGGAAUUAGCGAAUCUUUUCAUAGGAAAAGGCUUAUGGAUGCUGAAAGAUACAUGGGAGGAGCCACAGACCUUGGGCAGACUGAAGAUGAAAAGCGACAGUUGAGGGAAUCGCUUCGAAAUUCUGGCAUAGCAGACUCUCCACAUGACGAAAAAAGACGAAGUGGCCCCCAAAGACAAAGCUCAGAAGUCAUUUUGCAGGAUAUAUCAGCUCGAGUUCAUUCGCGAAAUAGAUCUCAUGACUUUGAAAGCGUACCUGGGCAAAAAUUUGGUGACAACAAUACUCAGACAUUUAAUGACUUAAGGAAGUUAGAAGAUCGAUUAGACGAAGUGGACGUGGAGAUCUCAAAUAAUAGACAUGCUGAAUCCGUGGGUUUGAUUAAGUAUAUCGAGAAUAAGCUAGACACAAUAGAGAAAGAUGUGAAUGGAAUUGAAAAUAUCCACCUGUCAAAUUCAGUAGACGAACUCAAGCUUCUUAUUGAUGUGAUUAAAUUGAAAAUAAAUACGAGAAAGUUGAGAAUUCAGCAAAGUUUGGCUUUCGAUUUACAUGAUAAUAUUGAUCGUCUCACGCACUCAGAGGUAUAUCAAAUAAUUGAAUAUUUUUAUAUCUUCAAUCAGCUUAACAAGGUAAUCUCAUUAUAUUUACAGGGGUCUAGUGAUUACCUUGCUUCUAUAAUGUCUAAACUUGCAAUUGGUGUUCAGGGUUCGACUGUAAUUGAUGUCGUGAAUUAUGUGUCUAAUCUGAUUAUCGUUAGUGCCUCGAUAAUUAAAAGAACUAUUAUCGCUUAUCAAGAGUGUGUGAUUCCAAUCUUAAAAAAGGAUAAGCAAAGUAAUGUAGAUUCUAGUGGUCUAAUUAAUUGGUGCAUAGAAGAAGCAACACAAUUAUCAGAAUCUGUUAAAAAACACUUGUAUGGUACACUUCUCGUUUCUGCCGGGCCAGAUCCAGAAACUGGGGAAACAAAGUAUAAGGUGAAAGAUGAGCAAUUGUUUAAAGAAUUUAUUGAUAAUACAAAACCCUAUUUAGAUAAUUUGAAAUCUGUUGGAGUUAAUAUCAACUUUCUUUUUGAUGAUAUCUUUGAAUUAUAUAAUUGA